Molecule: messenger RNA, 1708 nt
Organism: Uloborus diversus
Lineage: Eukaryota; Metazoa; Arthropoda; Arachnida; Araneae; Uloboridae
Exons: 2
Coding region: 84-1652 (522 amino acids)
Source: RefSeq, a predicted model, not a curated record
GAACAAUUUUACUACUUGUUUGGAAUGAAAAUCGACAUUGAGAGCUUGGAUGAAUAGGUUUUUCAUAGAAAAAUUCCAACAGGAUGGGUAAACCAAAACCAGAAGGUAAAAAAAAGGAUGUGGGGAAAAUCAAGAAAACAUCACAACAGUACAAGUUGCAUCGGCAAAAAGCUAAUGCAAGGAACCAGAAGUACAAAAGUAACUUAACAGAGGAAAAAAAAGAAAUAAUAAAGGCCAAAGCUCGAGAAAGGUACAGAAAAAAGAAAGAGCUAGGUUUAAUUCAGCCAAUUGCAGAAAGAUCUGAUAGAGAAAAGCGUAAACAAAGAAAAAUAUGGAAAAAUGCCACCACGAAAUACAGAAAAAAAAUUUCUGAUAACAUAAAUACUCCGUCACCAUUGUUAGAAAAAGAUAUUCAAUACCCUAGCACUUCACGCAAAAAUUCAGGUCGAAAAAAGGUUGCUAAAAGUAGAUCUAAAGCCUACAGAGAUUUAGCGAAAAAAGAAAGAGAGAAUGAGAAAUUGAAAACAAAAGUUCAGAAGUAUAAGCAAAGCUGGUUGCGAUUAAAAGCAGCAUCGUCAGCUUCUUUUACUCCACGUAGUAGAGUUGAAAAUCUGUUAAAAGGUAAACGUAUUUCAAGCCCGAUUAAGAGAAAGUUACUUUUUGGGGAGGUAUUAACAGAUCAACUAAAGGAAAAUUUAAAAGUCAAAUGUUCUACCCAGAGAGAUAAACAGAUGUUCCAUAGGGUGAUUUGCGGGAAAAUCAUAAAAAAGUACAGAUUUUUAAAUUUAACCCGGACAUUUCUUUCUCGCAGGAUAAGCUCUGUUUCUACUAGUGUAAACAACUUAAAAUAUGAGCGAAGUAAAAGAAAUAAAUCGAUCUCGGAUUAUUACCAGAAACUAAUUCGAGAUUUCUAUGAAGAUGACGAGCAUAGUAAAAUGUCCCCAUGCAAGAGAGACUAUGUCACAAAAUCAAAUGAGAGAGUACAAAAACGAAUUUUAACAAAAACAGUUAAAGAAAUUCACAAGAAACUCAUUAACCAAAAGAAAAUAAAAAUAUCAUACACGACAUUUUGUCGAAUGAAACCUUUUUGGGUUGUACCCCCGAAGAUGAGGGAUCGGGAAACUUGUGCAUGCAUCAAGCAUGAAAAUAUGGAAUUCAUAACGUCAAAACUGCACCGCCUAAAGGUAAUUGAAGACAAGAAGCCUGAUUCUCUAUUUCACUUAAAUUUAGAUGACUUGAAAGCAAACAUCGAUUUAAAACAGGUAUUUAAGUAUUUUUCAUGGCAAACAGUUAAGGAGUCGAAACAAAUAAAAGGAAACAUCAAAGUUAUAACCAAAAUGGUAAAAGUAGAAAAGUCUUCUACAAUAGAAGAUAUAUUUCAGAAACUUAAAGUUGAACUACCAAAAUAUGAAACCCAUGUGAAAACAAUGACUCACCAAGCGAAGGCACUGAAGACGAUAAAAGAGGGCUUGCAGCCAAAUGAGCUGUGUUUUCAUAUCGACUUUUCUGAGAACUAUGAAUUGAAACUUCAUAAAGAAGUUCAAUCCAUGCACUUCGGUGCGUCAAAAAAACAAAUAUGUCUGCAUACAGUCAUGAUGUAUGCAAAUGUAGCGGGCAAAAUAGAACCCAAAAGUUUUUUGCACAGUCUCUGAGGAUCUUUCCCACCAAGCCCAUGCUGUGUGGGCCCAUAUGGCUUCGAUAUUUUCAA